Ilyonectria robusta is the source of this 605-nucleotide messenger RNA. RefSeq lists its product as uncharacterized. NCBI's taxonomy places the organism in Eukaryota, Fungi, Ascomycota, Sordariomycetes, Hypocreales, Nectriaceae. Bases 115 to 417 code for a protein of 100 amino acids. The transcript is spliced from 2 exons. The record is from RefSeq and is a predicted model, not a curated record.
CUAAGAUCUUCUACUUCAUCAUAACUAAGAUCACCAUUCACAUAAAAAUGGCUAGCAUGGUCUUUCCUCACGCAUGACUCACAUACCUUCAAUUGAGUCAGUCUACUAUCCACGAUGUCAGCUUUGAGAACCUCAAGAACCCUCUUCCGGAGCCAACUCCGGCCCAUCGCUGGAGUUACGGCCCCACAUCUCCGGCGUACUCAGAUCCGCUUCCUGGGGGGCGAGGGUCUUGGAGGCCCGGGAGGCCAGAAGCCGCCACCACCUAAACCUGGCGGUCCCGAGGCACUGAAACGCAAUUGGGUUCCCAUUGGCGGUGCUCUACUCCUCUUAGCGGGCGUCUCAUACAUCACAUCAGCCGAUAAGCCAGUAAGGCCGAGGGAGGCAGAUCUCACGACGGCAAAUAUCCGUAGAGAUUAGUUCUCUGACGCUGCCAUCUACUACAGGACGGCUCGAGGACAAGGAAAUCCGGGCACUCACUGAGGUGAGUGGCCUGAAAGGAGGAGGGACCAUGAAGCUUUGGGGGAGAAUAACGAAAGCAAUAUCUACAUAUCGUAAAAGUACAUUAAUAAUACAGCAUACUUUGCUGGAUCGGAUACCAAAACAUG